UUGGCAGUGUCUCGUGGAUCACAAACAACACGCAGCCAACAAUGAAGGUCCUUUUAGUACUGUGUGCACUCACGGUGUGCACAUCAGCCACUUUCGACCAACUGUUCAAAAAGAAGGACUUCGACUUGAGCGGGCUGUUUGACGGGCUGUUCGAAAAGGAGAAGCAUCACGGUCCACCGCCACCUCCUCGGCCCGUCUACGGCCCACCGCCACCUCCUCGGCCCGUCUACGGCCCACCGCCGGUACAUCACGCUCCGCCGCCGCCGCCGCCACCUCCGGCCUACGGACCACCGCCUGCCCCGGUGUACGGACCGCCGCCCCCGCAGUCGUACGGCCCUCCGCCACCAGUGCAUCACGCACCGCCGCCACCUCCGCCACCGCCACCACGUCCAGUGUACGGCCCUCCGCCACCAGUGCAUCACGCCCCACCACCGCCACCUCCGCCGCCGCCGCGCCCAGUGUAUGGGCCUCCUCCGCCAGUGCAUCACGCGCCUCCUCCGCCACCACCGCCGCGCCCAGUCUACGGACCCCCUCCGCCAGUGCAUCACGCACCACCACCGCCUCCGCCACCACCGCCGCGUCCAGUGUACGGUCCGCCGGCCCAGGCCUAUCACGCACCACCACCGCCGCCGCCGCCCCGUCCAGUCUACGGCCCGCCAGCAGUACAGUACGCACCUGCCCCACCGCCGCCACCACCGCCACAGCCCGCCUACGUCCCACCAGCACCGGUGUAUCACGCGCCCCCACCCGCCCCCGUCUACAGUGCACCCCCGCCAGCCCCCGCCUACCAGCCGCCCGUGUACAGUGCACCGCCGCCACCGCCGCCACCACCACCGCCACCACCGCCAGUCUACAGUGCGCCUGCCCCGCGCCCGGAACCGAUACAGCUGCUCCCGCUGCAGAACAACCCAGUUAGCUUUUCGGGCGCCAGCUCGGCUUCGGUCGCGUCCGGCUCGGUCACCAACGAUGGCUACCACUAUGGCGUCGGUCACGGCUCUGGCCACUAGCCGGCCCGGUGAGCACUGAGCUCAUUUCCCUUUUCACCCUCCGCUGUCUAACGGCUAUCGCCAUGCGCUGCAAUUAUUUCCCCCCCCCUCCCUAUCCCCCUAUCCGUACCGCCCCCGCUAGAGGGAACGAAUCCGCUUCCGGAUUGUGCAAUACCAAAAUAAUGUCUUAAUGUUUGUUAAAUAUGCUUCCCAAGCACCGUACCUUUUGCAGCGACGAGCUGCCCGGAGCAUUUCAGGGACACGAUUCUGCUUUAAUCGCGCCAAUUGUUAUCCCGAUACGCGCGUUGCCUACUGUUCUGCGCGAUCAGAUCAGCGGGAACGUCUAGCCACAGUGAAUCUGCACUAUUCAUUCAUCACCUAUGAGCACAGGGUCAAAUCUGUGGAUAGAUGGAAAGAGAGAGAGAGAGAGAGAGAGAAAGAGAAAGCGCACGAGAAAGGAUCGGCAGAUGUUUUGGCAGAGUAGUAACAAAGUAACAGUCUGAACAAAUACAGCAAGGGGCAAGUGUGAGCUGAGCGAUAUAAGGUGUUGUAUAAGGUGUUGCAGCGCAUAGAUCUGCGUGAGAUCAACACGUCUGCAAAAGCGCUGGUGACACUGCACAACCUCAGUCGCACUUGCUUCCAAUAUGGUUGCCAUAUGUCAUUAAAUCGUUUUUCAAACGGCAUGCUACAUGUACUGAAAUCAGUUUAUCAGUUUAUAAAGAAACAUGAAACGAAUAA
Anopheles arabiensis is the source of this 1724-nucleotide messenger RNA. RefSeq names its product leucine-rich repeat extensin-like protein 3. The coding region runs from base 42 to 1007 and encodes 321 amino acids. The record is from RefSeq and is a predicted model, not a curated record. The transcript is spliced from 2 exons. Lineage: Eukaryota; Metazoa; Arthropoda; Insecta; Diptera; Culicidae.